AUGGUGCUUGAUGAAGGAAAUUUUGAUCCCGAACUCGAUCUACAAGAAUUGGAGAAGUUAUUGGAAGAAGGCAAGUACAAUGAAGCAAUAAAAGAGACAGAAGAGGCAACACGACGUGGAAUAACUAGCAGGUCCAGAAGAAGUCAACCCGUUACUCGCGAUUUUCCAUGGUAUUCUUUUCCACGGAAUGUUGCACCUGAGACACAUGCGCGUUGGACUGCUAAGCUUGACUUACUCAAGAAAAGAAAGGUGCAUGUUCCAGCUGAAGUUGAUUGGCACUGGAUUGGAAGUUCGGGUUUGAUGGAGGCUAUGGAGCCUUACCUUGACAAGGUAUUUAAUGGAGUUCAUGGGCAGUUUAUGUGUUUGGGUUGGAGACAAAUUUUUGAGAUUCAAGAGGUGGUUUACAAGGAGUUGGUGUAUGAGUUUCUUGCCACAGUAUCUUUCAGAAGAAAAGACGGGAUAUAUGCGGAUGAUAAUCUUACUUUUUACCUUGGAGGGGAAAGACGUUCCUUAAGCAUAGCUGAUUUUGCACUACGGGUUGGCAUCUACCUUCCAGCUGAAGUCCAUACACCAUUGUACCAACAAUUUAUAGCAGCCUCCAUUAAGAACAUCGAAGGGUUCAAAGCAGAGGACCAUUGGCAUUCUAUUGCUAAUGGGGAGGGGGAUAAAUGUCCCACUGUGGAUGUUUUCUUUUUGUGGGUUCUCACCUCAAAUGAGGUUUAUGCUGAUUUAUCUUUUCACCUGGCUGAGUUCCUUACAGUUCGGGCAGCAAAGGACAGGCGUGGGUCCCCGCUUUAUGGUGGUAUGUGGAUUACCCGACUCGCGCGAUCUUUUGGUAUUUUUGAGAAACGGGAGGCUUCUAUGCUUACAGUGGAGCCCCAAAAGCGCUUUUCCAUUCUUCUUUAUAAGAGGGCUCGAAUUGUUGUUGAACAUGGAAUGGCUGGUUUUAGCAGUCCUGACGAUACUCCACGGCACCGAGUUCCAAGCCGUGGAAGGCGACGGUGUAAUGAAGCCAGAACAGAUGAACCAGUGGUGCCGGAAGAAGAUGAGAUGCCCAUAGAUCCCUACAGUGUGGCAAGGAGACGAUAUGAGGACUACAUGCCUAGAGCUACAAACUACACAUCAAGUUUUUGA
This is a messenger RNA of Lactuca virosa, 1134 nucleotides long. Lineage: Eukaryota; Viridiplantae; Streptophyta; Magnoliopsida; Asterales; Asteraceae. The record is from the annotation of a GenBank genome assembly.